Solanum stenotomum is the source of this 1335-nucleotide messenger RNA. Its product is annotated as Holliday junction resolvase MOC1, chloroplastic-like. The transcript is spliced from 6 exons. The record is from RefSeq and is a predicted model, not a curated record. The annotation marks the transcript as partial. NCBI's taxonomy places the organism in Eukaryota, Viridiplantae, Streptophyta, Magnoliopsida, Solanales, Solanaceae. Gene Ontology annotation, molecular function: crossover junction DNA endonuclease activity.
CCCGGCCUCAAGGAUACAUUUUUUCUUGAUUUCCCUCAAACCAUACAAGGAAACAUUUCCCUUCCAAAAUAUUGGAAACGAAUCUUGAAAAUCCGGCGCCGGCGGCGGUCUAACUCCGGCGUACUGGGUUUCUUCUUUCUCUUUCUCAUGGAAUCAAUUAUCUUACAAACUCAACCAUUACAAUUUAUGAACCCAAUUACUUCAAAAUUCAUUCCCACAAUUCGAUUUACUACUUCCUCUGUAGCAUUCAAGCUCUUCUCAUCUUCAUCUUCAUCUUCAGCAGCCAUUACCACAGUUGCCCCUGUCAUAGAGCAAAACCCAUCUCCUGAACCAGCUAUUUCUCCGAGAAAUGGGGUUGUAAAGGCUAGGGGUAGUAAAGGAAUUUUGGAAGCUCAGCUGAAAAUGGGCUGGUUGGAGUCUUUGUCUUGCCCAUUUCCAUGUACAAAGCCUUUGGACAGUGGUUGGGUUAUUGGGGUUGACCCGGAUACUUCUGGUGCUUUGGCACUCUUGAAACCAAAUCAGCCUCCUCAGGUGUUUGAUUCUCCUCACUUGAAGGUACUUGUCGGAAAAGGAGUGCGGAAACGCUUAGAUGCAAAAGCUAUUGUUCAGUUGCUUCAAAGUUUUGAAGCCCCUUUAGGAACAACUGUGUAUAUUGAACAAUCAACUCCGUAUCCACAAGAUGGUAAGCAGGGAUGGUGGAGUGGAGGAUUCGGCUAUGGACUAUGGAUUGGGUUGUUAGUUGCAUCCGGAUUUUCCGUUACUCCUGUGCCAUCAAGUGCAUGGAAGAAUGAGUUUCGACUUACAAGAGAACGUUCAAACAAGGAUUAUAGCAGGGAACUAGCAUCUUCAUUGUUUCCCUCUUUGAGUUCUUCAUUGAAAAGGAAGAAAGAUCACGGUCGAGCUGAGGCUCUUCUCAUUGCUGCUUAUGGCAAAGGCAUCAAAAUAAAUUCUGAUCCUCCUUGCACCGUGGAAAAUUCAGAUGCCUUAGCAACUGGAGAAGAGCUAGUCAAUGAAUUCCAUCUUUUAUCAACUCCAACGCUUAACAAUUAGUCGACGAGGCUUUUCAAUCAAUUCGACUUUUUUCCAACUGACUAUAUGAAAUCUCAACGUAAGCAUUGGCGAAAAUCGAACUCAUCCUUUCUGUGUUAACUUAAUUGUUAGCUCUGAUGUAAUGUAGUAUCUUCAUCUAAGAUUGUAUGAUAAGUAGUGUAGUUGCCUUCAUUAUAGGGAAGGAGAAUUAGAGACCUUAGUUCUUGGCCUAUAUUGUUUCAUCAUUUGUAUUGAAUGAACAUUUAGCAUGAAACAUUGUUAUGUAUUUAUUUUCAUUCACAUACA